Humulus lupulus (European hop) is the source of this 411-nucleotide messenger RNA. RefSeq lists its product as uncharacterized. Bases 1 to 411 code for a protein of 136 amino acids. The transcript has 2 exons. The record is from RefSeq and is a predicted model, not a curated record. NCBI's taxonomy places the organism in Eukaryota, Viridiplantae, Streptophyta, Magnoliopsida, Rosales, Cannabaceae.
AUGGGUGAAAGUAAGUAUUUAGGCCCGGAAGUGGUACGAGAAGCGAAUGAAGUUAUUGCCAAGAUAAGAGCCUGCAUGAUUGCUUCACAGGAUCGACAACAGAGUUAUGUUGAUCCUAAACGUAGGCAUGUCAAGUUCCAAGUCGAAGAUUAUGUAUUCCUCUAUGUUUCGCCUAUGAAGGGAAUUAAAAGGUUUGACCCGUCUCAUAUUCUUAGUUAUGAGACGUUGAAUGUGCAAGAAUACCUUUCUUAUGAGGAAAAGUCAAUAAAGAUCCUUGAUAAGAAGGAAAAAGUGUUACGGAAUAAGAUGAUCGAGUUAGUCAAGGUCCUUUGGAGGAAUGGUUCUGUAGAAGAAGCAAUGUGGGAAUUGGAAUCGGUUAUGUUCGAGCAAUACCCAGAAUUGUUUAGGUAA